AUGUCUCGAGAGAAAGUUGUGAAAAACCUAGAGUCAUUCUAUAAGGAGUGGCUCCAAGAAAUCUGUGAACAAAUGAACGUACCUGAAACAGUCACUGCACACGUUGGUGGCAAUCUCAUCCCGUUCGGUUCCUAUCAUCUGGGAGUUCACUCAAAAGGUGCUGAUAUCGAUGUCCUCUGUGUUGGACCCAGUUUUCUUGAGAGAAAAGAUUUCUUCACCUCCUUCUUUCAAAAGCUGAAAGCUCAGGAGGAGGUCAACAACAUACAGGCUGUUGAAGAGGCAACUGUUCCGGUCAUCAAGUCUUCCUAUGAAGGAAUUGAGGUAAUUUGUUCAGAGAAAAAGUAUAAACUCUCCUGUGUGCAGUAUCCCUCUUUAAGAUUUGUCUGCAUGUGUCUUGAUCAUUGCUACAGAGUCACAGAGGAGAUCCUCAGAGCUGUGCCCAACGUGCACAACUUCAGGCUCACUCUGAGAGCCAUCAGACUGUGGGCCAAACGCCGUAACAUUUACUCCAGCGCCCUGGGCUUCCUUGGCGGUGUUUCAUGGGCCAUAAUACUGGUCGCCAGAAUUUGUCAACUAUACUCAAACUCUACAGCGUCCACCCUGGUGACCAAAUUUUUCCUGGCCUACAGUAUAAGGGCUUCAUCAUCAGUGCAGGAUGUGGUGGUUGUUUUGAUUCAUCCAAGCGACCGCUACCACCUCAUGCCCAUCCUCACCCCAUCAUACCCGGUGCAGAACAGCGCGGUCAACGUGUCUCACUCCACGGUGGCCAUCAUGUCAGAAGAGUUCAAGCGAGAAACAUCACCUAAGGAGUUUAAAUCUGAUGAGGAGCCCGUCAAAGGCACCUGCUCUCAGCCCUCUGCAGGUGUCACACCAGGUGUCUCACUCAGUCAGAGUCCAUCUCAAAGCGCAAGAGGCACCAAGAGACCACAUACUCCUAAGCCCAAGACACCCAGCGAAAAAGCCAAACUUGACCUGGUGAGCAAAACUGUCUCUGAAGAUGUUCAGUUGACAUGCACUAUUGACCCCAUCCAGCCUGCUACAACUGUAAGACGAGCCAUCAAACUCCAUCUGAUCAGGCGAAACUGA
Epinephelus moara (kelp grouper) is the source of this 1086-nucleotide messenger RNA. Its product is annotated as poly(A) polymerase type 3-like. The coding region runs from base 1 to 1086 and encodes 361 amino acids. Gene Ontology annotation, cellular component: nucleus. Gene Ontology annotation, molecular function: poly(A) RNA polymerase activity. The record is from RefSeq and is a predicted model, not a curated record. The transcript has 11 exons. NCBI's taxonomy places the organism in Eukaryota, Metazoa, Chordata, Actinopteri, Perciformes, Serranidae.